GAGGAGGGUUGCAGCUAUGGCGGCGGCCAAGAUUGCGGGUGGGGGGCGCUGGGAAGUGGUGAAGAAGGGUCGACGGCCUGGGACCGCUGGCGGAGGCGGCACGCGAGGAGGUGGCGGCGACCGUCGUGCGCUCGGGGAGGCGAACGGGUGGAAAUACGACCUGACCCCACCCAUCCAGACCACCAGCACCCUGUACGAGCGAGGCUUCGAGAAAAUCAUGAAGCGGCAGAAUAAGGAACAAGUUCCUCCACCUGCUGUGGAGCCCAAGAAACCUGUCAACAAGAAACAACCCAAGAAGGCGGCCUCCGUCAGCAGCCAAAACCAGAAGCAAGGCCGCUUCCGCAGCCUGGAGGAGGCCCUGAGAGCCCUGGACGUGGCAGCUCUGCAGAAGGAACUGGACAAGAGCCAGAGCGUGUUCUCCGAGAACCCGUCCGUGUGGCUGAAGGACCUGGCCAGCUAUCUCAACUACAAGCUCCAGGCUCCUCAAAGUGAGCCCACACUGAGCCAGCAUACUCAUGAUUAUCCCUACAGCCUGGUGAGCCGGGAGCUGCGUGGCAUCAUCCGAGGUCUCCUGACAAAGGCAGCGGGAUCCCUGGAGCACUUCUUUGACCAUUGCUUGUUCACCAUGCUGCAGGAACUGGAUAAGACCCCAGGGGAGUCGCUGCAUGGCUACCGCAUCUGUGUCCAGGCCAUUCUGCAAGACAAGCCCAAGAUUGCCACUGCAAACCUGGGCAAGUUCCUGGAACUCCUGCGAUCCCACCAGAACCGACCAGCGAAGUGUCUGACCAUCAUGUGGGCCCUGGGUCAAGCAGGGUUUACCAACCUCACUGAGGGAUUGAAAGUGUGGCUGGGCAUCAUGUUGCCUGUGCUGGGAAUCAAAGCUCUGUCUCCGUUUGCCAUCGCCUACCUGGAUCGGCUGCUCCUGAUGCACCCUAACCUCACCAAGGGCUUUGGUCUGAUCGGCCCCAAGGACUUAUUCCCGCUUCUGGACUUUGCAUAUAUGCCCAACAACUCCCUCACACCCAGCCUGCAGGAACAGCUGUGUCAGCUCUACCCCCGCCUGAAGGUGCUGGCAUUCGGGGCGAAGCCGGAGUCCACCCUCCAUACCUACUUCCCUUCCUUCCUGUCCAGAGCCACCCCUAACUGUCCCCCUGAGAUGAAGAAAGAGCUCCUGCGUAGCUUGACCGAGUGUCUGACUGUGGACCCCCUCAGCAUCAACGUCUGGAGGCAGCUGUACCCUAAGCACCUGUCACAGUCCAGCCUGCUGCUGGAGCACUUGCUCAGGACCUGGGAGCAGAUUCCCAAGAAGGUGCAGAAGUCCUUGCAAGAAAUCAUUCAGUCCUUCAAGCUUACUAACCAGGAGCUGCUGGGCAAGGGCAGCUGCAGCAAUCAGGAUGUCGCCACCUGUGACGCGGCCUGCAAGGGCUUGUUGCAGCAGGCACGGGGCCCUGGGCUGCCAUGGAGGCGGUUGCUGCUGCUGCUGCUGGUCUUUGCCGUAGGUUUCUUCUGCCAUGACUUCCGGUCACACAGCUCUUUCCAGGCCUCCCUUGCUGGUCGGUUGCUGCAGUCUUCUGGUUUCUUGCCUGCUAGCCAACAAGCAUGUGCCAAGCUCUACUCCUACAGCCUGCAGGGCUACAGCUGGCUGGAGGAGACGCUGCCAGCCUGCGGCUCCCACCUGCUGACUGUGGUGCAGCCCAGCUUGCAGCUGGCCUGGGCACACACCAACACCACCGUCAGCUUCCUUUCCGCCCACUGUGCCUCCCUCCUGGCCUGGGGCAGUGACAGCCUCACGAGUCUCUUUGAGAGGCUGCAGAUCCAACUCUCAGAUGCUCUGCCGCAGCUGCUGCAUUUCCUGCGGGAGCUGCUCUUGCUGCUCUACCAGAACGUGCUGCUGCCCUUGUGGCACCUGCUGCUUGAGGCCCUGGCCCGAGUCCAGGAGCACUUCCAUGAGGCGUGCAGAGGUGAGGUGACCUGGGACUGCGUGAAGACACAGCUCAGUGAGGCUACCCACUGGACCUGGCUCUGCCUACAGGACAUUACUGUGGCUUUCUUGGACUGGGCACUUGCCAUGAUAUCCCAGCAAUAGACACAGCCACUGUCACGGGGCAACAAUCUGAAACUGCUGGGAGAUAAGGGGAAGUGGCUCUGCAUGGGCAUCUUUUUUACUUGGUGCCUGAGGUCCAUCUUCCAGACGAGUGACCAGUUAGCUCUGCCCCAAUUCUAUCUUUCAUGGGGACUGGCUCCAGAGCUGCCUCGGCCUCCCACACACAGCUCCCAGCCCCCUUACUAGGGUGGCAAGUUCCCUCAGCUGCCCUCCUUUCUCCUCUUGCCACUUCCCUCCAUCUUGACGUACCCCUAAAAAGUCACACAGCUCACCUCCAGAAAGAUGGAGCUCCCAACCAGCGACAACUCCUACAUUCUUCUUGCACAUGAAUCCUGUGCAAGACAUUAGCAGUCCCCUGUGCCCUUUCUUGAUCACAUCUUUGGCCACAGAAGAAGGAAAGGGACUCGCAGAAGAAUCUAGAAGAGUACAGCAUCAUAGCAAAAGCAGCUUCCCCUCUCGCCGGCCUCUCCACAGCCUCAGGGUGGCCGUCAGCAGACACCAGAACUGGGUGGAAAUCGCCUCUUGCCUCUGAGACUCAACUUAGGCCCCCAAGGCCUUCCAACAUUCACAUCCCUGUGUCCUCUUCGUUUCUCUUCUGCAUUGCCCACUCCACCAUCCAUGGAAAGCAGAGUCCGAGUGCCUGUGUCCCUUGUACCCAGGGCUCUUCAUCAGCCUGAGCCAUGUGAUGGCAUUCAGCAGGUGGCCACUGGGUGUGCCUGCUCAGUGGAAUAAAGGACCCAAACUUGA
Molecule: messenger RNA, 2851 nt
Organism: Ochotona curzoniae (black-lipped pika)
Lineage: Eukaryota; Metazoa; Chordata; Mammalia; Lagomorpha; Ochotonidae
Gene: TMEM214
Product: transmembrane protein 214
Exons: 17
Coding region: 17-2086 (689 amino acids)
Cellular component (GO): Golgi apparatus; endoplasmic reticulum
Source: RefSeq, a predicted model, not a curated record